GGUGCUGUUAUAUUUUAUAAUAAACCAGAAGGUUCUCGUUUCAUUUCUGUUUAUUUAUAUAUUGUAUUUAUCAGCUCAUAAUUGUAUUCACUUUCAAACAGAAACAAAAUAUCAAUAUGAAAGGGGGGGGCGGUGUCUGUCCCGAAUGCGCAGCCGCGGUGACCCUUAAACUCGUCCUGCCCCUUUCCCAACAUGUCCGCUUGCAUCAGGACAGCGCUGUGAGGGUCGCUGUGCUGGUUUAUAUACCGGGGAGAGAGACACAGAGACACAGAGACAGAGAGACAGAGAGACAGGCUGUGAGGGUCGCUGUGCUGGUUUAUAUACCGGGGAGAGAGACACAGAGACAGAGAGACAGAGAGACAGAGACAGAGAGACAGGCUGUGAGGGUCGCUGUGCUGGUUUAUAUACCGGGGAGAGAGACAGAGAGACAGAGAGACAGAGAGACAGAGAGACAGGCUGUGAGGGUCGCUGUGCUGGUUUAUAUACCGGGGAGAGAGACACAGAGACACAGAGACAGAGAGACAGGCUGUGAGGGUCGCUGUGCUGGUUUAUAUACCGGGGAGAGAGACACAGAGACACAGAGACAGAGAGACAGAGAGACAGAGAGACAGGCUGUGAGGGUCGCUGUGCUGGUUUAUAUACCGGGGAGAGAGACACAGAGACACAGAGACAGACAGAGACAGAGAGACAGAGAGACAGAGAGACAGAGAGACAGAGAGACAGGCUGUGAGGGUCGCUGUGCUGGUUUAUAUACCGGGGAGAGAGACAGAGAGACAGAGAGACAGGCUGUGAGGGUCGCUGUGCUGGUUUAUAUACCGGGGAGAGAGACAGAGAGACAGGCUGUGAGGGUCGCUGUGCUGGUUUAUAUACCGGGGAGAGAGACAGAGAGACAGAGAGACAGAGAGACAGGCUGUGAGGGUCGCUGUGCUGGUUUAUAUACCGGGGAGAGAGACACAGAGACAGAGAGACAGGCUGUGAGGGUCGCUGUGCUGGUUUAUAUACCGGGGAGAGAGACACAGAGACAGAGAGACAGAGAGACAGAGAGACAGGCUGUGAGGGUCGCUGUGCUGGUUUAUAUACCGGGGAGAGAGACACAGAGAGAGACUCACACGCACGCACCGCGCAGGUGA
Polyodon spathula (Mississippi paddlefish) is the source of this 1130-nucleotide messenger RNA. Its product is annotated as octapeptide-repeat protein T2-like. The transcript has 7 exons. NCBI's taxonomy places the organism in Eukaryota, Metazoa, Chordata, Actinopteri, Acipenseriformes, Polyodontidae. The record is from RefSeq and is a predicted model, not a curated record. The coding region runs from base 117 to 1130 and encodes 337 amino acids.